Actinia tenebrosa (Australian red waratah sea anemone) is the source of this 2631-nucleotide messenger RNA. RefSeq lists its product as uncharacterized. Gene Ontology annotation, molecular function: palmitoyltransferase activity. The record is from RefSeq and is a predicted model, not a curated record. NCBI's taxonomy places the organism in Eukaryota, Metazoa, Cnidaria, Anthozoa, Actiniaria, Actiniidae.
CGCCUGCGAUAAAUUCAGCGGUAAACCACAUUGCGCACUCUCAGUUGAUAUUUAGCCGUGUGGAGUCCCUCAGCAACAAAUCUGUUUACCCAAGCCUGACAUCAUUUCAAGAUGGCGCUUAUUACUCAUCUGGUCAUAAUCUUUGCCCUUGUCAUCGUCCUAGGCGCUCUGGUUUUCCAGAUUUUGCCGAGACUUUUCCCGAAGAUACGAAAAUCUUUGCCGUCUCAAAGCUUUAUUAGUUAUACUCAAACCGUGCCUAUCAUGUUCAUGUUUGCAAGCCUGGCUUGGUUGUUCUUCAGUCGUUAUCUUCAGUCUCAUGUCGGACAAGAUGCUUAUUAUACAGUCCAUGGCUGGGCCCACAUCGUUUUUGUGGUGUAUGUUUUCAGCGUGGUGAUUUUUAACUAUCUUUGCGCUGUUUUCAUCAAGCCUGGUUAUCCACAAMCGCAGGAAGAGUUCACAAAGGAGAGGAGUUUCGUCAAGCGCUAUGAAAUCUGUAUCAAGUGUAAAAAGAUUCGAAACUUUGGAACCCAUCACUGCAGCUGGUGUAACAGUUGUGUAAAAAUGAUGUGCCAUCACUGUCCCUUCACCAACAACUGCGUGGGUUUGAAGAACUAUGUUUAUUAUUACACAUUCUUGGGUUAUGCGUUCUUUGGUAUGGCUUACGCAUGUUAUCUGGCCUACUUCCCGUUUUCUUCGUGUUAUCGCGUGGUUGGUGCGAAUCAUCUCUCAAACCUUCUAAGCCAUCCAGAUUUCACUGCAUUUAGUAAAUAUACUAGUGUAAUGCAUAAAAUCAAUGCCACUACACCAGAGAUGUGCGAGCAAAUGGGUGAGUACAUCAUCCUUCUGGCUCCAGUUGGUGUGGUGACCAUCUUCAUGGGGUUGCUCUUUGGUUUCCAGUCUCUACUCCUGGCUUCUGAUUUAUCUAUUGUAGAUUUUUAUGACACAAUUGGGAGGUCAAACUCUGUCGUAGAGUUCUUCAAGACCCUGUCCUUAAGCAUCCGUAAGAAGAAGAAGUCACGGUUCUGGCUGAUGGUUUACCAACAGAAGAGCAGAUGGUGGAAAUUUUUCCUUCCAUUUUACAUAGAUGUGGAAGUUGAGAAACCUAAUGGUAAACUGGACAUGUGAAUAAGACCUGUCCAUUGGAAAUAGAGUACCAAAGUGUAACAUUUAGACUUACUUGAAAUCCUUUAAAAAACUUUCAUCUGUUUGGUUGCUUCAAUCGUUCUCGCAGAGAGGUCAACUUGGAGCAAGUCUAUGUAACGUCCAAAUAUCAAAGUUGAAAUUCAGUUUUUAAAUGUUCACUUUGCAGAGAGCUUGCACAACAUUCCUAAAUUUCUGCCAACUCUAAAGCCAAAAAUCCUCAUACAUUUUCUCUUAUUUUGUACUGAACGCAACCAUGUUAGAUUCCGACUCAACUCAAUUAAGAAAACCAGAUAAGAGAAAAUGAAUGAGAAUAUAUAUCUACAUUGAAAUACCUUUAUCUCGGCUGUUUUUCACUCUGUCGCACUGAUCUGAUGUUCCACACUAUAUCAUAAUUCUUACAUAUAGUUCCUGGUAAUGUUACCAUUUACAGGAAACACUGGUGGUGUAGCAGUGGGAGCAUUUGACUCUCACCAAGGUGACCUGGGUUUGUCAUUCCCAGGUUUGGGGACAUGUGAGUAGAUUUCGUGAGUAGAGUGGUAUGUUAGCAGUCUUCUAUGCUUCAAGGGUCUUUCUCUAGUUUUCCUUAAUACUCUGCAAAAAUCAAUUUUUAAAAUUCCAUUUGGAAUUUAGUAGAUGGAGAGCUUCUCUGUAGAAAUGCCACUGUUAGAUCCAUAUAAUUUUAUUUAUCUAUUAAUUUUCUACCAAGAGGUCUUUAAAAAUGCUUUUGUGAUUUCAUCACUUUGAUACUCUAUUUUUCAUCCUUUUAAGAAUAUUAUGAAAUUCACAUUACUUCUAAGGUCUUUUGGCAUUUCUUAUUAUUUGCUCUUUCGUUUCUAAGGCACCUUGGGAAAAAGAAGGAGGGCCCUCACAUAUCAAAAAAUGAAACCUAGAACAUCACAGAUGCAUUUCUUGUUUUGAGGCAUCAAAGAACAUUUUCAAGCAUGUUCGCAAUAUUUUUCAAUAUAUUUAUUGUUGUUAUUUAAUGCACGUAUACUCAUAUACAUAAAUCAUAGGGCCAUUCAUACGGGGUAAAAUAAGGUGUGUUUUAAUUACCCCUGUAUCAAUAACCUUAUUUUAAAAUUCCAUAUAAACUAGGAAUUAUUUUCAAAAUGCACUUAUUUGAUAAUUUAAUGCACGAAUGAAGCAAAACAACUAAAAUAUAUGUUGUUUAAGCAGUAUUUAAGGUAUCCUCCAUAACCUAGGGGUAAAAUUGUGUCUCUCAUUUCUCACUGCCAGAAAAAAAAAAGAUUUUGUUCUGAAAUAUUUUUUUCUGGUAGUGAGAAACAAGGGACAGAAUUUUACCCCUGGGUUACCAAGAAUGUAUUUAAGGUAUAAAUUAUUAAGAAAUAUUUCUGCACUGUUAUUUAUGAAUUUCUAAGUUACUGCAUAAGUUUUUUAUAAAUAUCACAAUUUUGUAAAUAGUUCAUUCAACUUUUCUUGUAACUUUUUAAAAUAGUGUCAAUUUCAAUAAACCACACGUUCGAUGUA